Drosophila suzukii is the source of this 765-nucleotide messenger RNA. RefSeq lists its product as uncharacterized. Lineage: Eukaryota; Metazoa; Arthropoda; Insecta; Diptera; Drosophilidae. The record is from RefSeq and is a predicted model, not a curated record.
ACCUCUGCAUCUGCUUCCUCUUUCUGGUCACGUCGUGGGCGCAUAAAGACGCCGCAGACACCGCCGAUCGUGGGGAACCAAGACCAUAGUAGAGUGCCGACGUCAGAGCAUAGGUCCAAAAAAGGAUGCCCCUACUGGGUCCACGCGCCGCACACUAAGCAGGUGCCCAUCCAAGUCCUACCUAUAAAAGCGCCCAGGGAGCUCUCCAAGUCAUCAGUCGGUGGUUCAGCCUUCCCAUAGAUACACUUCCAUCACACCAACUCCACCAUGGCAAAGUUCCAAGUAGUCCUCGUGGUUGCGGCCCUUAGCUUGCUGGCCGUUUCUGAAGCCCAGAAGCAGCGCUACUCGCAGCGCUUGAGCCGCGGACGUUCGAGGUAUUCCGCUCGCCAGGAACUGGCUCCCGCGGACGGAGGCGAUACGGACGCUGUGACGCCCUACCCCUCGGCCGACGAGCUGAAGCCGGAAGUGCCGUUCGAUGAGGCGGCUGCUCCCUCCGCCGCUGAGCCCACACCGGAUGCCGUUUACGGACCGCCCGAUGCUGCGCCCAACAACGUUCCCGACGAGGUGUACGGCCCGCCGGACGUGACCGGAAACGACCUGCCCGCCGCCGCUGACAUUCCGGCGGAGCAGCAGGCUCGCUUGGUGGCUGCCAGGAGGGCUGCCAAUUACCGGAGAAUCGCUCAGCCCGUGGCCUAUCGUCGUCCGGCUUCCGCUGCAGCUCGUCCGGCCAAGUUGAGCGCCCGCUCCACCGUGCGACGAUUCUAG